Trichobilharzia szidati is the source of this 582-nucleotide messenger RNA. Lineage: Eukaryota; Metazoa; Platyhelminthes; Trematoda; Strigeidida; Schistosomatidae. The record is from the annotation of a GenBank genome assembly.
AUGUCGACCGGAGCUUAUCACCAUGCUAUCAUUCUAUCUCCUGCUGUAUACGCAAGACAAUGUUAUCCAGACAAUGUAAGCAAUGAUUCAUCCUACUGGAAACAUGAAGAUGCCGCUAGACACCUGUCAAAUCAUAUUAUGAAUAAAUAUCCUAAUCUAAAUGUUUUAUGCUUAAGUAAUUCAACUUAUCUAAAAAAUGAACUAUGGACUAAUCCAACAAGAAUAAAUGCUUGUCUCUUUUCACAAGCUAGUCGUAUUGUUCUGUUUAUACCAGAUGAUGGAAGUGAACAUAUCACCUAUUUUACACGUCAUUGCUUACAACCAUUGUUGUGUAAUUCACGUGAAGAAGGUGGACGACCAGAAUGGCAUUCUAGAUUUGUUGCUGUAGCCAUCGGUAAUGUACAAGUACCGAAUCAAUUGAAUUCAGAAACACCAUUUAUAAAUGUAAUACGAUUUCGUGAAAUUGGAUGGUUUCGUGACAUUAUGGGAAUGAUGUUGCUGGAAAGGGCAAUUAAGGAAAAUAAUCCGAGAUAUAUAGGCUGUAGUCGACUAACUGUUCAUUUGGUUUUGAACAUUAAGUAA